UGAAAAGGAAAAAGAAACUCUAUUCAGUUCAGCCAUGGAUCUUCUCUGCAAAGCUUACUCCAACAUCUCGGAUGACGAACCGGAAUCGGAACCGGAACCCAAGCCCGUAAACUAUAACUACCAUCCCCCCCGGCCAUCGAAACGGCGCAAACCCGAAUACCCAUUUCCCAUGGUGGAUCUUCAAAAGAGAGAAGAAGCUCCGGUUCCCGGAAGAUACAUAUCUAAGAGGGAGCGAGCACUUUCCGGUUCGGUUCCCCGGGCUGCUGAACCGAACCUGAGUCAAAACGAUCCUCAUUUCAUCCCUCAGCCAGGUCUGGGAAGCAUUUCAGAUUUGGAUCUUCCACAUCAUAUUCUCUCAUCACUGCAGCAUAAACCAAAGGUCCAUACACAGUUAAGUCAAAUUCCUGAAAAGCUGUCCGUAGCUCUGUGUGGCCAUGCAAAAGCUGUUAAUGCUGUUCAUUGGUCACCAACUCAUGCUCAUCUUCUUGCUUCUGCUGGGAUGGAUCAAACAAUCUGCAUAUGGAAUGUAUGGAGCAGAGAUCAGAAGAAAGCUCGUGUGUUUAGCUUUCACAAUGCUGCUGUGAAAGAUGUUAAGUGGUCACAGCAGGGAUUAUUUGUGCUUUCUUGUGGAUAUGACUGUUCAUCAAGGUUGAUUGACGUUGAAAAGGGAAUUGAAACGCAGACUUUUAAAGAUAAUCAAGUUGUUGGAGUUAUAAAGUUCCAUCCAGAUAACUCAAACCUAUUCCUUUCUGGGGGAUCAAAGGGUGGACUCAGAUUGUGGGAUGUUAGAACUGGCCAGGUGGUGCAUGAAUACAUUCGAGGUCUGGGUCCAAUUCUUGAUGUUGAAUUCACCAUUGAUGGGAAGCAAUUUGUAUCUUCCAGUGAUGUUUCUGGGGGUAAUGUCAGUGAAAAUUCUAUUAUUGUUUGGGACAUCUCCAGGCAGGUUCCGCUGUCUAAUCAGGUUUAUGCAGAAGCCUACACCUGUCCUUGUGUUAGGUACCAUCCAUUUGAUCCCUAUUUUGUGGCCCAAUCAAAUGGAAAUUAUAUUGCCAUUUUUUCUUCAAGUCCUCCUUUCAAGCUAGACAAGUAUAAAAGGUAUGAAAGCCAUAGAGUGUCGGGAUUUCCAGUUAAGUGCAAUUUCAGCUUGGAUGGGGAGAGACUUGUCUCUGGUUCCUCAGAUGGUUCUAUCUACUUCUAUAACUCCCAAUCAUCAGUGCUUGUCAAGAAAAUGAAGGCAUAUGAGCAAGCCUGUAUAGACGUCGCUUUCCAUCCCAUCUUGUCUAAUGUAAUUGCUUCAUGCAGUUGGAAUGGAGAUGUUUCAGUGUUUGAGUGAGACAGCUUAUUUAUCCUUAAUCCCAGGGCAAGAAAACGACUGUGAAAAUGCAAAGAUGUAUAAAACAGUAUCUUCCAUUUUUUUUUCUUCAUCUGUGUGUGUAAAGGCACUAGUGAAACAGAAUCAAAAUCAUUGACAAUGACAAUAUCUCAGUCUUCUGGUAA
Messenger RNA from Theobroma cacao (cacao), 1497 nucleotides. Its product is annotated as Transducin/WD40 repeat-like superfamily protein. Gene Ontology annotation, molecular function: protein binding. NCBI's taxonomy places the organism in Eukaryota, Viridiplantae, Streptophyta, Magnoliopsida, Malvales, Malvaceae. The record is from RefSeq and is a predicted model, not a curated record.